This is a messenger RNA of Limanda limanda (common dab), 666 nucleotides long. RefSeq names its product caudal type homeobox 1a (gene cdx1a). Gene Ontology annotation, molecular function: DNA-binding transcription factor activity, RNA polymerase II-specific; RNA polymerase II transcription regulatory region sequence-specific DNA binding. Gene Ontology annotation, cellular component: nucleus. Gene Ontology annotation, biological process: anterior/posterior axis specification; embryo development; cell differentiation. The record is from RefSeq and is a predicted model, not a curated record. NCBI's taxonomy places the organism in Eukaryota, Metazoa, Chordata, Actinopteri, Pleuronectiformes, Pleuronectidae. The transcript is spliced from 3 exons. The coding region runs from base 1 to 666 and encodes 221 amino acids.
AUGUACCCCAGCUCCCAGUCGGCCAGACACCCGGCCCAGGCUCUGUCCAUGAGCAGCCAGUACAUCCCGCCUCCGUAUGACUUCUACCAUCACCACGGGGACCCGUCGCCGGCCUGGAGCUCCCUGUACGCCCCGCGGGAGGAGUACGCCUACAGCUACCCGGGUUCGAGCCCCGGCGCCGGGCAGGUGAGCAGCUUCACCCCCGUGGAGCUGAGCGGCACGCCCACCGCCGCCGGAGGGGGGUCGUUCGCCCCCUACAACUUCAUCUCCGGACAGGACCCCUUCAACUGCAGGGGGAGGCCGCAGGAGCCCCUCCGACCCUCCGCUGCAGGAGGGAAGACUCGCACGAAGGACAAGUACAGGGUGGUGUACACUGAUCAGCAGCGUCUGGAGCUGGAGAAGGAGUUUCAGGCCAACCGCUACAUCACCAUGAAGAGAAAGACCGAGCUGUCAAUGGCGCUGGGCCUCUCUGAGAGACAGGUGAAGAUCUGGUUUCAGAACCGACGCGCCAAAGAGAGGAAAAUGACCAGGAAGAAGCUGCAGCAUUCCCAGCAGGCCUCCACCACCACACCCACCCCCCCUGCACUCUGUGGCCCCGCCGACAUCAACAUCACCACCAGCCCCAGCAGCAACAUCCUGUCCGAUGCAAUUUCAGAGGAUUACUAG